AUGUCAGACAACAACAACAACAAUAAUAAUAAUAAUAAUGAUGAUGAUAAUGAUGAAGUGAUAUCAAUGAUGUGUGAGAAGCAUAAGAAGAAGGAGAAGGUCAUUUGUUGGACUUGCAAGAUGUCGAUGUGCACUGUGAGUAUGUCUAAUCAGAGAGGUCAUGAUAUGAGUCAUGUUGAUCACAUCAAGGAGUGUUUGAUGAAGAAGGAGUAUGAUGGAUUGUGGUGCAUGCCAAGGUUGAAUCAUCUCUGGAAGACACUUCAACAGUGCGUUGAGUCGUAUCAAUCAUUGGAACAGACACACAAGGAGGUGAGUGAUCACUUUGAGCAACUGUUCAAACUGUUGAUGGCACAGGAGCACAAGAUCAAGACACCAAUCAAUGUUCAAAUGUCACACAUUCAAUCAACAAAUAACAACAUCAUCGAUGAGAUCAAUGAUCUCAAUCACAUCCUCAACAUGUCACAUCAAACAGAUAGCAACAGCAACCAAGCCAACAUGGUUCAUGAUGUAUCUGAAGUGAUUGGAUCAAUCCUAUCAUGUUCAACGAUCAAUCAGUUCAUCAGCAAAUUGUCAUCAACUCAAUCACAACAAUCAGAGAAGGAUACAGACGCAAUCAAUGACAAUGAACUGAUGAUGAUGAUCAAGAAUCACAACCAACACAUGAAUGACGUGCAGUAUGAUCUCACCAAACUCCAAACACAAUCAAUGAAGAAUGAGAUGAUCAAGUUGAAUGACACCAAGAAUAAGAUCAAAUCAUGUCUUGGUCUCAUUGAACAAGUUCAACAACCAGCAGUUCAACACCCGUUCAACAAUCACAUCAAUAUGAUUGACGAUGGAUUCUCAUUGCUCUCACUGGACACAUUCAAAUGGACAACGCACAAGAAGGUAUUGCCAAGGAGGGUGGACCAUUUCUCAACAGAAUGUGUUUACGCUCGUGGUCACAUCUACCAGUUUGGAGGUAGCUCGUCACCAACACGAUUCUCGAAUCUCACUUGCCGAUAA
Messenger RNA from Acytostelium subglobosum LB1, 1002 nucleotides. RefSeq lists its product as hypothetical. NCBI's taxonomy places the organism in Eukaryota, Evosea, Eumycetozoa, Acytosteliales, Acytosteliaceae. Bases 1 to 1002 code for a protein of 333 amino acids. The transcript has a single exon. The record is from RefSeq and is a predicted model, not a curated record.